Messenger RNA from Aspergillus puulaauensis, 3168 nucleotides. RefSeq lists its product as uncharacterized. NCBI's taxonomy places the organism in Eukaryota, Fungi, Ascomycota, Eurotiomycetes, Eurotiales, Aspergillaceae. The record is from RefSeq and is a predicted model, not a curated record. Bases 1 to 3168 code for a protein of 1055 amino acids. The transcript is spliced from 6 exons.
AUGCCACCCAAACUCGCUAUGGUAGACAUUUCAGCCCUCGCUCGACUUUCUUGGGACUUGUAUCACUCAUGCUACCUUAUUUCUGGGGAUGCGCCCGUUGGUUUUCGAAACCUUGUAACGGAACUGGCUUCGUUGCAAGGCACACUGGGCGCCUUUCGUGACCACGUUACCUCCAAUUCCUCGUUCUUCGAAACCCUGCCCGAAGAUCGUGUACACGGCUUGCAAAGUUGUUUACACGGCACCUAUUCGACUCUCAAACAACUGGGUGAUCUGGUUACAAAGUAUCGAAGUUCUGGUUUUGGUGAUGGGCCAAGAUUUGAAUGGGACACACACAGAGAGCAAGUUGAAGGACUUCGGUCAAGGAUUAUGGUGUACUCCGCAAACCUCCAUUUAUACAUGACACCCACCGGCAAUUCAUCUCAGAAAGGACUCGAAAGCCUAAUCCUGGACGCACUGGCAACAACCCCUUCGCAAGAACCACAAGACAACCCCGAGCCUGAAGUGAAGCCCCCCAGCAGCGGCAUCCACACAAUGAGUACAGAGCGCCUGGGACCUGAUGUCGCAAGUGAACUCGAUGCGCCGAGCUCUGUAAAGCCAGAUGUUGUCUUCCAACCCGAGAGUCCUCCCGGGGUUCAUCCUAGCAACUCGACCUCGUCCGAUUCUCGACUCUCCGAAUAUUCCAGCGGGUCAAUCUCCACUGCUUUUACAAACAAAACAUUUCCUAUUUCACCAUUAAGGACCUCGCUCAACAGUCCAACACCUAUAGAACGCCACUUGAUUGGCCGAAGUCCUGUUUCGUCGGGCUCACGUGUCACCGAGAGCCCAUAUCAAGACUAUCCCCGGAGUCAGAGAAGUGAGUCGCUAUCUGAAAGACAUGAGUCUGCUCCGUAUGGGAGCUCCAUCAAUUCUCCAAACACUCCCACAUCUGCAGGCACUUUGCGACAACUUCACGAGCUCCAGUUACGUGACCAGCACCUGCGACCACUCCGUUACGAACCACGAGAUACAAUCCACCAGCCUGAGACUACAAUUCUUGAGAAGUUUGAGUUAGCUUCCAACUAUGAGGACCACUGUCAGAGCCUGAGUACGAGGGACUGGCUCAGGAUUGCAGUUUGGUGGCAGCUCAAGGCGCGAGCUAAUCUCGCAAACGGCGAACGGCCAUCCCUCGUCAGCCCUCGAGGUAGCACGAGCCCAUCUACUAACUCUUCCAAUUCGGGUCACCAAGCCUAUGUGGAUCUAUUAAAAGCGUCGUAUAUUCUUUAUGAUAUCGUCUUGAAAAGGCAGUCUCCACAGUCAUUAGUUAUAGAUGAGAACCGAAAAUUAAUUGCGGACUUAUCAGACGGAAUCAAAGAGGAUUUUUCACAGUUUAUUUCUGUGGAUAUUCCAGACCCCACAACUAUCAGUUUGCACAACCUUGACAUUUGGGAAGCAGUCCAGCCGGACGAAUCUUCCUAUAGUAAUGAGGAGAACCUCCUCAGUCUGGAAAAUGUCCGAUAUACUACCGUUGAGCUUGACGAUGCUGGUGCGGAAGACGAGCGAGUCAUUCUGCGCGCGUUUGUGAAUGCCGGCAUCGGCGGUAAGAAGUUUAGGAUGCGCACCAAAACUGCUCCCUAUAUGCUUCUUUUGUCCACGGUCCAAGGCGAGAGCGAACCCAAACUCACCAUCUGCAAUCAGAGCGGUACUCUUUGCUUACAGCGGGACUUUACGACAGAUGAUCUAACCCAACUGAUAAAGGUAUCGAAUGCUACACUAGGGGGCAUCCCUGGAGCAAAAAUAUCCGAACCUGUGACAUUGAGCUUUGGCACAACCCCUGUGUCCAUCUCAUUCCAAUAUUCGUCGGACCUUGGCCAAUUCAUCAAUAUCCCAAAAGCGUAUUUUGAUGCGGUCUGGCAGCGUGAACCGUCGGAUUCGGAGCAGUUCUCCGAAAGCGUCAUAUUCAAGAGCUCAGUGGAUAUUGUUGAGCAAUUAAGAGCACCAAUCAUGAAGUCCAUGAAUCCUCCUAUUAUUACUCGAUCAUGCCAAGUGCGGGUUCUAGAGAGGACAUUCGGAGAAGUAUGGCGGUCGAUUCGACGUAUGGUUAUUAGCUCGUCCAUGGCCGAAAAGGUCCCUUCCAGCCUCGAGUUUUUCAUGCCAUUGUGCGGUGUACAAGUCCACCGCAAUGAAAUGUCUCAGUCAGUUCAGAUCAAAUGGUCCGACACUGGCCAGGAACGGUCGGAUAAAACGGAUGGCAGUUACAACCCCGUUUACUCCUAUGUCUACGAUGAAAAUAGCCCCAAUAUCGGGCUAGAUAUACAGUUUCGGUCUCCGCAGCGAGCUGCAGAGUUUGAAAAGGCGAUUCUUGGCCUCACCCAAACACCAACCUACUCCUGGGCUCAGCCAAGCAGCUCAGGCAGCGUAUACGACGUGGCAGAUGUUUCACUCGACCAAAAACAAUAUAAAGCAAUAUUUCUGUUAGAGAACCGACUGUCCUUCCGAUAUCGCAGCCUCUACUAUCUUUACCGUGACAUAGAUUAUAUAUACGACUCGUCCAGCAUGAAUGUCAAAUUCCCCAAAAUCUUCUACGUCGACUAUAUCUCUUCCCACGUGGAGCAACUAUACCGUGCAACCAACAACAUGCCGGUGAUCUUCUCCCACUGCGAAAAGAAAACGGGAAACAUGGAAGUGUUUUUCACCGACGAAGCCAUCUCCCACUCAUUUAUGAGCUCUCUCGCAUCCGGCUACGAGCUCUGCUUCUCCCGCCGCGCCGAGUCAAUGACCACAAAGAAACAGUCCUUCCUUGGCUCCAACAAGUCCACAAAGGGUGAAACGGAGGUGCAACUCUGGCGCAAGGGAAACUCAAUCCAGCUCGCAGCACGAUGGACAAACAACGUCCCAGAUAGGUGGCUCAGCAUGUCAGUCCCUUCGGGGAGCUGUCGCAGCAUCUCAUCCCGCGACGGUAACCGCGUCGAGUUUCCCGUGACGGCAUACACCCGAGGCAGCGUACUCAAUCUUGCUGUCAUAGCAUCAGGCUCUCCGAAAGAUGCGAGAAUGGCGAAAAAGAGUGGGCCGGUUACUAUCUAUUUCCAGCGGUCGAAAGAUCGUGACGAUUUUAUUGCCACGCUUGACGGUAGUGCCCAGUCACACUCAGCGUGGAAAUAUGGACAUGGCUACGACUUGCUUGGCUCCUAG